Messenger RNA from Fomitiporia mediterranea MF3/22, 321 nucleotides. RefSeq lists its product as uncharacterized. The coding region runs from base 1 to 321 and encodes 106 amino acids. The record is from RefSeq and is a predicted model, not a curated record. The transcript is spliced from 3 exons. NCBI's taxonomy places the organism in Eukaryota, Fungi, Basidiomycota, Agaricomycetes, Hymenochaetales, Hymenochaetaceae.
AUGGAAAUAUGCAAGAAAGAGAAGGAGGGCCCUCCGAUGAUAUACGAGGAGAAAAAAGGAGGCCGAAGGGGUGCGGCUGGGAGCAGCAACGACCCCGGCGGUAGCGGCGCUCUUACCCGUCUCAUCAACGACCUCGUGUUUGAUGGUUUCAGUCUUAUUGUACGCGAAAUUUGUGGCGUAAUAUUUCUGUUGUUCUCUCAGGCUCCUAUGACCGCCAAUCCACGCGUAUUGUUUUUCUCGACACCAGAGGCCGAAGUAAUGACGACUUCAUCUGCGUCAUUAGAUCCUCUGGGAACUCGCACCGGAAUACCCGACGUCUAA